GCUCUUCUGCAGCCAUGUUCUUCUCUUGGUCUCUUGUGGUCCUGCUUCUGGUGUCCUCUACCUGGGCUGAGGUAGUUAAUGUUGAAGAGGAAACAUCCCGGGAGCUCUCUGUCGGUGAACUGCUGGAGAGAGCCAACAGAGAACGCACCCCUGACUUUGAUGAGCCGAUGGUGAUUGGCGGAGACAUCGCUGUCAAUUCUGAGGCUGAGAGAAAUGCUGACCCCUGCACCGCCAACAGCUGCCUUUGGAGAAAGUGGACUGAUGGGAAAGUCUACAUUCCUUACUACAUUGCCAACCACUACUCCUCCCGAGAGAGAGACAUCAUCAUCCGUGGACUGGAUUCCUUUUCUGCAGUUUCCUGCAUCCGCUUCAGACCUUACCAGAGCGGUGACAAUGAGUGGCUGAGCAUUGAGUCCAAGAGCGGCUGCUACUCAUAUGUGGGUCGUACGGGCGGCGCUCAGGUUGUGUCUCUGAGUCGUCAGGGCUGCCUGUACCACAGCACUGUCCAGCAUGAGCUGCUCCACGCCCUUGGGUUCAACCAUGAGCAGACUCGCUCCGACAGGGACAACCACAUCCUGGUGUACUGGGAGAACAUCAUUGAUGACAUGGAAUACAACUUUUACAAGAUUGACACUCUUAACCAGGGAACUCCUUAUGACUACAACUCUGUCAUGCAAUACGAGAGGAAUGCCUUCUCCAAGAACGGCCGCCCGACUAUGGUGCCCACUCCCAACAACAACGUAGCCUUUGGUCAGGCCACCCAGAUGAGCCGAAAUGACAUCGACAGGCUGAACAGACUGUACAAGUGCUGAAACAUGAGUGACCUAUGACCUGCUACCAGGGUGACAUCAGAGCAGACAUGCAGAUGAGGAUUUGCAGCUGUUCUCUAACAAUAAACUUGAAAACUUCA
Molecule: messenger RNA, 910 nt
Organism: Solea solea (common sole)
Lineage: Eukaryota; Metazoa; Chordata; Actinopteri; Pleuronectiformes; Soleidae
Product: hatching enzyme 1.2-like
Exons: 8
Coding region: 15-812 (265 amino acids)
Biological process (GO): proteolysis
Molecular function (GO): metalloendopeptidase activity; zinc ion binding
Source: RefSeq, a predicted model, not a curated record